CCACCCGGAUCCGUUCCUUCCGUCCUCCUCCCCCUCCACCCACCAACUCUCCCUCCCUCCCUCCGGAGGAGGAGGGAGCGCCACCCUUGCCUUGCCUUGCCGCCUCCUCCGCCCCGUCGCCGGCGCGCGCCGCCCGUGCCCGUCCACCGAGGUCACAGUCCUAACCGAAGUCGAGGCACUGUUCCGUAACCGGCAAGGGUGGUGCUCUGCUCAUAAGGAAUCAUUCUCAUUCCUCUUCUAUGCUGCCGGGCCCAGGACAAAUGGCCCAGCUGUUGCACCCUCAGGACUCUGGCUUUUAUGGAAGGAAGGAAGUGGGGGGCCGAUGGAGCUUUCUUGAGUUGUUUGGCCUUCGCCGGCGCCUACGGUCCACGAAGAAGAUGCUCUCUGACAAGAAACAUGGAAGUAGGCUUCGAGGUUGCUAUGUUCCAUUCAAGGACGAAGACAACGGUGUAACGGAUGAGCAGAAAGCUAUCAUAGAUGAGCACAGAAAGACUAAAGUUACGAAUAAACAGAAGGGUUCAAAAAAGAGUUCUGGUAAGUCGGGUCUGAAGUCAUUGUUUUCAAGAAAACUGCACGGAAAGGAAGAUCAGAAAGAGAAGAUGCUUCCUGUUGGACCAAAGCUGCUGCGCACCCUUUCGAUACAUUACUUGGAAAGCAAUGACUAUGUUCUUGAUGGCCAGUCAGCUGCCAAUGGUGAUGGUUCUUCAGACGGUGCUAAACUGUCCCUGCAAAAUGGCACCAGCACAAACUUGCAACAGGAUGCAUUCAGCAACCUGGAUGCUUCUGGCACCGACACGAGCCUUCCACGGCUCUCAGGUGGAAGCGAUGACCAUGUGAAGCGGAAGAGCCACCGUAGCAUCUCCAUGGAUGGGAUUCUUCAUAAGGUUCCCUAUGGGCAGAGGGUGUCUGGGGAUAACAUUAGACAAGAACUUCCUCGAUCAGCCUCUGCCACAUAUGACAGGGAUGGUCUGAAACUUUCUUACAUUGGCACUGCUGCAAGGAGACAGGGGAACAACGGGGGUUUUCGGCGUUCGCGCUCCCUGUCUGAAUCACUGGAGAGUUACUCCCACUUGCUGGAUUCCAUUUCAAGCAGUGAAUCCAAAAGGGUUCUCACAAGCUCGAAGUCCACUAGGGAUCACUCUUUGGAUGGCCCUGGUGCGGUAACUUCACUGCAGAGAACCUCCUAUUCUCAGCUCAGGUCAAAAAGUGUGGUCAGGCUUGCUGAAUUCCUUGUGAUUCCAGAAGACACCCUGGCACCAGAGGUUGCAGAGGAAAUUGUUGGAGAUGUGAAACUUGCUGUAGACAAGGGUUCUUGUAGUGAGGUUGCUGGUGGCUCUGAGAAUCCUGUGUCACUUGAAGAGUUAUUGAGCAACGAAAAGUGCGAUGUCGUGGAAUCGUCGACUGAAGCCGAUUUAUGCAUUGCUCCUUUAGCUUCUUCAGAGAUGGUUGAUGUUUCAGAAGGAGAAGCUGCAGCUUCUGAUGAUGAUCUGGAGGUUCUCUCAUCGACCCAAGCCAAGCCGCGUACCGACCCUUCAGCAUCUGAAGUUGACAUCCCAGAAGAACAUGCAACAAGUGGUGACAAUGAUCUUCUUCAGUCGCCAACAGAAGCUGAUCCAUGCAGUCUUCUCAGUCUUCUGCAAUCAGACGACGUCAACAUUGCAGAACAGCAAGUGACACCUAAUUCUGGUGAUCAAAUUCAGUCAUGUGCAACCGCUCAACCUUCAGAAGACAUCCACAUUACAGAAGAACAUGCAAUGAUUUCUGAAGGCAACCAGAUUCAGUCAUUUGAUGCUCUGAAAUCAGUCAAAGGUACUUGCUGUGUUCCUGACCCCAAUAAAGAUACUGAAGAUGAGUUAAAUUUAUGCUGUGAACAAGAAACUGAAAGUCCAACCUCUGUUCUGGAUGUGGCCUUCUCAGACCAUCCUGCUGCUACUACAGAGAAGAACCACACAAUGCUGGAUGAUUCAUUGCCGGUGGAAGAAACUGUUCAUUCAAGUGAAUCGCCUGAUCAUUCAGUUGGCAAUGGUGAUGAUCUGGAGUCUAGCACUUGUGUCAAACCACCAACUAGCAGCUCGUCAACUCUGGAUAACGUACUUCAGGAGAACAACCUCAGCGACCUGAGCGCUCUCCAAGAAGAAGCAGCAGCAGACCCGAAGAACGAGGCCGAGCUGGUCUACGUGAAGGACAUAUUCGACAAGUCAAGCUUCCGCGACGAGGCGCUGUUCGACGGGUGGUGCUCGCAGAACCGCGCCGUGCUCCAGGAGGACGACUGCCAGCACUACGACGCCGCCGCGGCCGCCAUCGACUUCACCGACAUGUCGGCCGACGAGCUGCUCCUGUUCGACCUGACGAACGAGGCGCUGCUGGACGCGUACAAGGACUACGCCGCCGGCAUGUCCAGUCAGCCCCGCUUCUCGUCCUUCCAGCGGCCCAAGCCCGUCGGCGAGCGCGCCCUCAGGGAGCUGCGGUCCAGGGUGGGCCGCCGGCUCGACGAGCGGCCGCAGGCCGGCGUGGAGGUCGACGCCGUGCUGUCGAGCGACCUGGCCAAGGCGGAGCGCUGGAGCAACUUCCGGCGUGAGGCCGACCAGGUGGCGAUCCUGGUAGCGGACGCCGUGCUCGACAGGCUCGUCGCCGAGCUCGCGCUCCAGCUCGCGAAGUUUUGAGUCUUUUUGGUAGAUGGUUAGCCAUUCGUUUAUUCUGCCUGUCCCCUUUUUAUUGGUUAUUAGUUAAUUGAUUUAGCUGCUUGGUAUGAUGCAUAUAUACACCAUGGAAGUGGGAGGGUGUCACAUUACAAAUCACAAUACAUUCUCAUGUAGAUAUCAGAAACCAUUUUGGUUCUCUCCUCCUGGGAGAGGAGAGGAGGAGGAGAAUAGGGACAUGAGUCAGGAGAAUGUUGUUAGGUCAUCUUAGUGAUUUAUCUAGAUUCUAGACUAGUUGCUGAGAGUUGGUUGAGUGGACAUGGGAAGCAAUUGUUUUGUACUAGUGUCUGUUUUGAAUGUAUCUUACUUCAGGUAAGAAAAAUCUUGGAACAACAAAUUUGUCACUCAAAUUUCCAUGAGGAGAAUGCAAGCGAUAAUUGUUCUGGGUUGA
Hordeum vulgare subsp. vulgare (domesticated barley) is the source of this 3090-nucleotide messenger RNA. RefSeq lists its product as uncharacterized. The record is from RefSeq and is a predicted model, not a curated record. Bases 240 to 2663 code for a protein of 807 amino acids. The transcript is spliced from 5 exons. NCBI's taxonomy places the organism in Eukaryota, Viridiplantae, Streptophyta, Magnoliopsida, Poales, Poaceae.